GCGCGUUCAAAAGCAACACGGAACUUUCAGUGCCGAAAGAAGUGGUCGUGCAAAAUGUGUUGAUUGAUUUAGUUUAGUCCGCUGCGACGUGAAAGGAUGAAUAAGGUUGUUUUAGUGACGGGGGCCAACAGUGGCAUCGGCCUGGCUUUGUGUGAGCGUCUCCUCAGCUCUCAGGAUGCCGGGGGGCUCCACCUGUGUCUGGCCUGUAGGAACACGCGGCGGGCUCAGGCCGCUCGCGCCGCCCUGCUCGGCGUCCGCCCCUCAGCACAAAUCACGCUGUUGCACAUAGACACCAGCAGCAUCAGUUCGGUGCUCGGUGCUGCACGGGAGCUCCGACUCAGGUUUACCCGGCUGGACUAUGUCUACCUAAAUGCAGGCAUCAUGCCAAACCCGCAGUUUGACUUCAAGGCUUUCUUCAAAGGCCUCUUUUCCAGCAACAUCAUCACCAUGUUUUCAACCGGCGAGGGCAUCCUGACACAGAAGGGUGGAGUAACUCCAGAUGGCUUGCAGGAAGUAUUCGCCACCAACCACUUUGGCCACUUCCUCCUCAUCAGAGAGCUCGAGCCGCUUCUUUGCCAAGCCGGCCGGACCUCUCAGCUCAUCUGGACUUCCUCCAGUAACGCUCGCCGCUCGGCUUUUAGCCUGGAAGACGUGCAGCACCGCAGAGGCCGCGAGCCAUACAGCUCGUCCAAAUACGCCUCCGACCUGCUCAGCCUGGCCCUCAACACACACUACAAUAAGCAGGGCUUGUACUCCUCUGUGAUUUGUCCUGGCUUUGUGAUGACCAACCUGACCUAUGGCAUCCUGCCUUCCUUCCCAGCAUUCCUAUGGACCCUGCUUAUUCCUCUCUUAUGGCUUAUCAGAGUGUUUACUAACACUUUUACCCUGACAGCUUACAACGGAGCUGAAGCCCUGUUUUGGAUUUUUCUGCAAAAACCUGAAAGACUGGACCCGCGGGCCAAAUACCAGAGUUUAACAUCUGUCCUCGGCCAUAACUACACGCAGCCUCAACGGAUGGAUGUCGACUUGGACACGUCAGAGGCGCUCUAUGACGAGCUGCUGCAGUUGGAGCGGGAAAUCGGGAGGAAACAAAUAUCAUCUUAACAAUAGGCCCCUAACCACUGCUUCCUGGUUUUCUCCAGAGUCACUGUAUAGGAGGUACGUCAGAAAGGUUCCAGGACUGGUGUCACAAAAGAUAUAUUUGAACAACAAACUACAGUUUUUCCUUUUGGAAGCAAUCUUCCUGGAGUCUAACGCACAUUCCGAGCCUUCUCUGCCACGCCUUAAUGCACUCCUGGAAGGAUUCUUCUGGGAUCCACCGUAGCUCCGUCGUCAUGGCCAUCUUGAUCUGAUGUGAUCCCUACUUCUUUUAAAAAGGGUCCCCUUGAAUACUUCCGUGAGCUUGGGAAAGAGGAACAAAUCAUACAGUGAGCAGGGAGGUUUCUCCGGCACGGCGAUGCUCUCCUCGGCCAGGAACUGUCAGAUUCUCAGGGCAUUGUGAGCAGGCUGUUUGGGUUUGAAAUAUAUCUUUUGUGACACCAGUCCUGGAGGGUUUCUGACAGACGUCGUCAAUGAGGGCAUCACCAAUUUUCCGCCGUCGGAAAUAGUAUUAGUGGUGGGACGACGGCUGUGGGCGGCACGGUGGCCGACCGGUUAGAGCGUCAGCCUCACAGUUCUGAGGACCCGGGUUCAAUCCCCGGCCCCGCCUGUGUGGAGUUUGCAUGUUCUCCCCGUGCCUGCGUGGGUUUUCUCCGGGUACUCCGGUUUCCUCCCACAUCCCAAAAACAUGCAUGAAUUGGAGACUCUAAAUUGCCCGUAGGCAUGACUGUGAGUGCGAAUGGUUGUUUGUUCCUAUGUGCCCUGCGAUUGGCUGGCAACCAGUUCAGGGUGUACCCCGCCUCCUGCCCGAUGACAGCUGGGAUAGGCUCCAGCACGCCCGCGACCCUAGUGAGGAGAAGCGGCUCAGAAAAUGGAUGGAUGGAUGACGGCUGUGUGUCGGGAUAUUCCGUAAUGCAGGAACAGGGACAUGAGAACACUCACAUCUGCCACCCUGUUGUGUUGAAAGCAAUUGUCACUGUCCAACAAUUAGUUAAAAUAUCACACCAGGUGCUGACGUAACGCAUCUUAUUAUCUGAUCGUGGGCACAGUUGCGGGAAUAUUUCGCUUUUGCUGGAUUCUAUGUAAAAUCCAGAUAUCGAAAUGUUGCCUUAAAUGACUUCAACAACACUAAAAAGGACAAAUGUUGUAAUAUGAAGGUUAUUACACAUUUCACUUUUUAACAUUUUUGCCAUAAGUGUAAAAAAAAAAUAAUUAAGCACUCUUAAUUGCAAGAAGCAAUAAAACGCUUAGCUACCUGAACAACUGA
This is a messenger RNA of Phyllopteryx taeniolatus (common seadragon), 2365 nucleotides long. Its product is annotated as 3-keto-steroid reductase/17-beta-hydroxysteroid dehydrogenase 7-like. Lineage: Eukaryota; Metazoa; Chordata; Actinopteri; Syngnathiformes; Syngnathidae. Gene Ontology annotation, biological process: cholesterol biosynthetic process. Bases 97 to 1104 code for a protein of 335 amino acids. Gene Ontology annotation, molecular function: 5-alpha-androstane-3-beta,17-beta-diol dehydrogenase (NADP+) activity; 3-beta-hydroxysteroid 3-dehydrogenase (NADP+) activity; estradiol 17-beta-dehydrogenase [NAD(P)+] activity. The transcript has 9 exons. Gene Ontology annotation, cellular component: endoplasmic reticulum membrane. The record is from RefSeq and is a predicted model, not a curated record.